Messenger RNA from Zea mays, 697 nucleotides. RefSeq lists its product as uncharacterized. Lineage: Eukaryota; Viridiplantae; Streptophyta; Magnoliopsida; Poales; Poaceae. The record is from RefSeq and is marked validated.
AAGUCCCACCACAGCAAAGCAACUGCUUGCAGCCUCCGCACAACAAAAAACCCCACGGGUAGUCUCGGAUCUCCACGCCACCAAAACAUUCGAAGCUUCUUCGAUCUCUUGCGCGGCGUUCUGGAAUCUGAACCUUCAAUCUUGGAGAGCGGCGCGUCCCCAAAGAAUUAGAUCAGCCAUGGCCAAGCAAAAGAUCGUGAUCAAGGUGCCGAUGGCGAGCGACAAGUCCCGGUCCAAGGCAAUGGCGCUGGUGGCAGCCGCGGGCGGGGUCAACUCCGUGGCCAUCGCCGGCGACGGCAAGGACCAGGUGGUCGUCGUUGGCGAGGGCGUCGACUCCAUCAAGCUCACCACCAUCCUGCGCAAGAAGAUGGGCGACGCGCAGCUCGUCGAGGUCGCCGAGGACAAGAAGAAGGAGGAGAAGAAGCCCGACCCCGUCGCCGAAGCUGCGGCGGCGUACUACAACCAGUACUACUACCACUACCCACCGCCGGCCGCCGUCGUUUACGACCCCUACCCACGGCCGGGCAACACCUGCUCCAUAAUGUAGACUCAGCCUGUGGACAUAUGCAAGUUAAGUUUUGUGUGUAGCGGUGCGUGUGUGGGGGAGGCGCGCAAGUGUAGUUUCUAUACGGAAUUCUUCUCUUAUCUCCCUUUUGAGGUUAAGGGCAUGUGCAGUCCCAGUUAAUAUAUGGUCAUU